Molecule: messenger RNA, 2169 nt
Organism: Capsicum annuum
Lineage: Eukaryota; Viridiplantae; Streptophyta; Magnoliopsida; Solanales; Solanaceae
Product: peptide-N4-(N-acetyl-beta-glucosaminyl)asparagine amidase A
Exons: 1
Coding region: 94-1881 (595 amino acids)
Cellular component (GO): vacuole
Source: RefSeq, a predicted model, not a curated record
AGUUGCAAUAUAUUUAUUAGAAGUCAACACCCAAUUGAGCCCCUGCUCUCUUUCCUGUUUCCCAAUUCAACAGAUUCUUCAUUUCCAAUCAAAAUGCGAUCCUCCGACGAUACUCCUUUUCUCCUCCUCCUCCUCCUCUUCUUCUUCACCUUCAUUGCCCCAUUUUCGUCUUCACAACCACAGCACCAUUCUCAUUUCAUCAAACACACUCUUCCCCACAACAGUAAUCCACCACAUCCAUACAUCGAAAUCACUCGCCCAUUAACCUUCACUAACCUCACUACUCCAUCCUGCUCUCUUCCCUUAUUCACCUACAACUUCGGUAACACAUAUGGACUUCCACCUGUCUCCGUCCCUUACUCCCCUCCCUUCAAUUGCUCUUGGACACAUGUAGUUCUCCAGUUCAAUGCAUCUUGCAAAGGCGAACAGUACGACCGUAUAGCCGCUGUUUGGUUAGACGGUGCUGAGCUCCUCCGUACCAGCACUGCUGAACCCACUGAUGACGGAAUUUACUGGACUGUAACGAAAGACAUCACCAAGUAUACUUCUAUUCUUGUUAAGGAGAAUAUUACUCUUUCUGUUAUGCUGGAAAAUCUGGUUAACGACAUUUUCACUGGAAUCUAUCAUGUCAAUGUCACUUUCCUAUACUAUGACGUGAAGAACGUUACAGGGAUUAAAUUGGACAAUUAUGUUGAUAAUGGGAUUUCAAUGGGAGUGAGCAAACUGGGAAGUUCGCUGGGUUCAGAUGACAGACCAGCGGAUUUGGUAUUGCCGAUUUCGGCAAAUGGAGAUAAUGGUCUUUGGUUCCGAAUAGAAAGUGAAUUGGAAUUGUUUGGGCAAGGAGUUGUGAUUCCGAGGAAUACCAUCAAAGCUGUGAUGGAGAUUUAUGUAUCAUUUCACGGGAAUGAUGAGUUCUGGUACUCAAAUCCGCCGGAUUCAUAUAUACAGAUGAACAAUUUGACGACAAAGAGAGGACAUGGAGCGUAUAGGGAAGUUUUGUUGAAGAUAGAUGACUAUUUGGUGGGAUCUUUGGUACCAUUUCCGGUAGUUUUCACAGGAGGAAUCAAUCCUUUGUUCUGGGAACCGGUGGUUUCGAUUGGUGCCUUUGAUCUUCCUUCUUAUGAUAUUGAUUUAACGCCAUUUUUGGGGCUGCUGCUUGAUGAUAAAGCUCACUUUUUGAGUCUUGGAGUGGCAGAUAGUGUCCCAUUUUGGUUAGUGGAUGGGAAUUUGCAUCUAUGGAUAGAUAAUUCUGCAUUGCCAUGUCAAGUUCACGCUAAAGUUCUUGAUUAUGGUACUCCUAUGUUUAACAUUGAGCGAUCUUCGAGCUUUCAAGGUCUUGAUGGGUCAUGUGAGAUUGAUAUGAGGAGGAAGAGCAAGGUGUCGGGAUGGGUGAAUUCAACUUCAGGAAAUUUAACUACAAUAGUUUCCAGAGAAUUGAAAUUUAAGAAUAAGAUAAAGUUCUAUCUUAAUGGUACUGAAAAAAGGGUAAAACAGAAUGUGAGAGAAAAGACUGUAGUAAGUGUACUGUCUGAUACAGGUAUCACGAUUUCUCAGACCACCAUGAAGAAGAUAUAUCCUCUUAGCAUGACCACUAGGAAUUUGCCUUCAUCGGAGAACGAUACAAUCUUGAUGCUUACUGAUCUAGUCCAUGAAUGGAGGGCGAAGAAGUCCAUUGGGGGUUUAUCCAUCUCCUUGAUAAAUCGGCAGAAAUGCAGUGGGGGGAUGGUUGUUCAAGAUCAUGAUGUACUCUUUGGUGGAGCUACCACUCAACAAACUUAUUCUUAUAGGGAUGAAGUUGGUUGCUAUUCUCGGAUCAUUUUAGCUACCAAUGCCACACUUAUCAACGACACUGCAAGCAGUCUUUGUGCGGCUUCCUUAUAGUCUCCAUUGCAUGGUUCGUGUUCAGCUUUGUGAAUUUUGACUCAGUUUGAGAAGUUCUUUUUAUAAGUUAAAUGCCCCAUUCCCACGAUUAUUUCUUUCCGUUUGACCAUAUUGUAGUGUGUAGAAUCUGUUGAUUUGAACCCCUAAAUCUUGUCUCAGUAUUAAUUGUAAGCAAUUUGUGCUCUUGUAUGAAAGUUUUAGGGUUCAUAAGAAUGUGAACUGCCUGGAAAUGAACUUACAUUGUUAAUUUGCUGGUAUUUCUUGUUUGGCAUGUGAUUAAACUCUGGA